Molecule: messenger RNA, 2229 nt
Organism: Argentina anserina (silverweed cinquefoil)
Lineage: Eukaryota; Viridiplantae; Streptophyta; Magnoliopsida; Rosales; Rosaceae
Product: probable rhamnogalacturonate lyase B
Exons: 14
Biological process (GO): carbohydrate metabolic process
Molecular function (GO): catalytic activity; carbohydrate binding
Source: RefSeq, a predicted model, not a curated record
AUGUCGACCUUUCCUGUUGGAUUAGGCAAAGGUCCAAGCCUUCCCAUUGUUUCGCUUUCCACAAUAACAUGGAUUUCGGCGAAGUUGGCUACCAUGAUUCUUCUCCUCUUCUCCAGCCGGUCAUUUCUGGAUGGAGAUGCAUUCAUCCAUGCCGCUGCUUCAGAAAAUACAACAGGCCUACAACUGCAUAUCUUCAAUCAAUAUGUGGUGAUGGAUAACGGCAUUCUCCAACUCAACCUUUCAAAGCCUGAGGGGAUGGUUACUGGAAUACGAUAUAAGGAGAUCAGCAAUUUGCUUGAAGUUCUUGCAGAUGAAACCAAUAGAGGGUACUGGGAUUUGGUAUGGUCCGCACCAGAAAUUACGAGAAAGAAAGGCGCAUUUGAUAGGAUCGAAGGAACAAAUUUUACGGUUAUAGUAGAAACUGAGGAUCAGAUAGAGCUAUCAUUCACCAGAAUGUGGGAUCCUUCUCAAGAGGGCAAAGCUGUCCCCUUAAAUAUUGACAUAAGGUUCGUGUUGCUUCGUAACUCGUCGGGUUUCUACACUUACGCCAUUUAUGAACACUUGAAGGAAUGGCCUGCUUUCAACUUGACCAAUACCAGGACUGUGUUUAAGCUCAGGAAAGACAAGUUUCAGUACAUGGCACUGUCAGACACCAGGCAAAGACACAUGCCCCUUCCCGAUGAUCGGUCAGCCGGAAGAGGGCAAUCCCUGGCUUACCCGGAGGCCGUCUUGCUUGUCAAUCCAGUCGAGCCCGAGUUCAAAGAAGAAGUGGAUGAUAAGUAUCAAUAUUCGAUUGAGAACAUAUAUAAUCGAGUGCAUGGAUGGAUAGCAAAUGACUCGCAGGUUGGAUUCUGGCAGAUCACUCCCAGUGAAGAGUUCAAAUCUGGAGGACCCUUCAAGCAGUGCCUCACUUCACAUGUGGGGCCCACUACCCUUGCCAUAUUUCACAGCACACAUUACUCGGGAGAGGAACUGAUAUUACAAUUUGAGUCCAAUGAGCCAUGGAAGAAAGUGUUUGGUCCUGUUUUUUUCUAUCUUAAUUCUUUGGUUGAUGGAACCAACCCUUACCAGCGUCUAUGGGAGGAUGCUAAACACCAGAUGAACAAUGAAGUUGAAAGGUGGCCAUAUGAUUUUCCAGCUUCCAUGGACUUUCUGUCGCCUAAGCAACGAGGUACAGUUAGCGGCAGAUUAUUAAUUCGAGAAAGGUACGUUACGGAUGACAAAGACGUACCCGGAAAUGGAACUUUGGUUGGGUUGGCAGCUCCAGGAGUUGUUGGAUCAUGGCAGCUAGAAUGCAAGGGUUACCAAUUCUGGACCAAAGCAGACGAUAGCGGCUACUUCUCCAUUCGUGGCGUACGUCCAAGGACCUAUAAUCUUUAUGCAUGGGUUCCUGGUUUUAUUGGUGAUUUCCGAUAUGCUUCUGAAAUUGUUAUUACUGCAGGUCUUCCUCUACUUCGAUCUUUUUCUUAUUUUGUGUUGGUAGAUUAUUAUACAUUAUCAUUACUAGUUAAUUGUACGUCUAAUCCUAAAUUACUGUAAUUUUAUUAAGCUGCAGAUGGUAAUGUUGAUGUGGGUACACUUGUUUAUGAGCCUCCGAGAACUGGCCCAACUCUGUGGGAAAUAGGCAUCCCUGAUCGAACUGCUGCAGAAUUUUAUGUCCCAGCUCCUAAUCCGAAGUACAUUAACAAACUCUACGUCAAUCACACUGACAGGUUUAGACAAUAUGGAUUGUGGGAAAGAUAUGCAGAGUUAUAUCCUGACAAUGACUUGGUUUACACAGUUGGAGUUAGCGAUUAUAGAAAUGAUUUCUUCUUUGCUCAGAUUACCAGGAAGACAAGUAAUAACACAUACAAAGGAUCAACAUGGCAGAUUAGGUUCAACCUCGAGAAUGUGGACAAGAACAAUACCUACAACCUGCGAAUAUCACUUGCAACAGCCCAUGUUUCUGAAUUACAAGUUCGGAUCAAUGACCCAGAAACAAAGAAUCCUCCUUUAUUUACUACUGGAGAGAUUGGCAACGACAACACGAUCGCGAGGCAUGGAAUUCAUGGACUCUACAGGCUAUACAAUGUGGACAUUCCAAGCGCUUCACUGAUCGAAGGAAACAAUACCAUAUUUCUAACUCGAGAAUUGAGUGUUAGCCCUUUUCAGGGAAUCAUGUAUGAUUAUCUUCGCUUAGAAGGCCCUCCGCCUUCUAAUGACAACAAUAAUAUUAGAUUCAGUUCAUAG